CCGCGGUCACACUGACGUGCAAAAUCAGCUGUUAGCCGCUCUAAUUUUGUUUUUCCGGGGGCGUAAAUUGACAAUUUAAUGUUUUGAACGGCUUCGAACGCAUUCCGACAUGGACUCUACUGCCACACGUACUGUGACCUUUGUGUACAACUACAAGGACCAUGAAAACAAAGACUGCGUAGCCCAGCUGGACAUCAAAUUCCCCUUCGAUCAGGAGAAUCUGGAGGAGUGUCUGACGCUGCUCCUCAACCAAAUGGAUCCCAUGAUGCGGUAUCUGGGCGAGAACAUUAAUUUGGAAAACCAGCUGCAGGACUUUGUCGACACUGAGCACCAAAAGUUCCUGGACGACUACGCUGAGAAGCUAAUUGCACAGGCGGCCAACGAAGAGCUCGACUUGGAGGCCAUUGUGCGGGACACAGACCGGCGGUAUAAGGACGAGCUGCUGCAGUUUGCCGAUCGUGUAGGCCCCAGGGACGAGGAUAUAUUUGCGCAGAGUUUCCACCGGCUGGUGCACUCCUCUUCGUUGGAGGAAAUCCUCAAACGGGAACGAGCCUACGCCAAAGUAAUAGCAGGAAUGACGGAGCACAUGGACAGCGAGGUGGAGACGCUAAACACGAGCCAGCAGCAGGAGAUGGACAGCCAGAUCAAUCAGCUGGACAUAACCACCACCUCGGAGGACAUCAACAACCUGCUGGCACAGCAGUACACCACCCAGAACUUUGUCCGCAAGCGCUACGAGUCGGAGCUGGAGGCGAAGAUGGGUCACCAGAAGAACGAAUACCGGGACUGGAUCACGAGUCAAGUGAGCCAAAUGUUUCAGGUCUCGCCGGUGGCCACGCCGCUGGGCAAUCGCUCCUCGAUGUUCGUGUCCCAGCAGCCGUCGAUGGAGGAGAGCUUCACCAUACAUCUGGGCUCGCAGCUGAAGCACAUGCACAACAUCCGCAUUCUCAGUGCCAACGUCACAGAGCUCUGCAGUCCCCUGCAUGCCGAGGAGAGCUUAAAUGGCCUGAACAUGGCCCUAGGCCUCUAUUCCAGCUCGCUGUGCGGUGUCGUCGUGCUGACGCCGUCUAUUCAGGCCGAGGCCAACAAGAAUAUCAUUAAGAACGCCAACAGAUCCACAGAGUUUCACUUUGAGCAGAUCGACGUUCAGCUGGAGAAGAUCGAGAAGCAGAUCCGCAGCCUCAGCACCACCGAUUCGAACAGCACUCCGAGCACUGCCAGCAGCAACAGCAGUGCCGAGGGCAGCGCCACGCCCUCGCCCACCAAAAAGCACGUGCCCCGACUUAAAACAGGAGACUUCUUCAUCACCAAGCACUCGAAUCUGUCUCAAUCCCAUGUGAUAUUCCACCUGAUCUCGGACGAGCCCAUCAACAGUCCGAGCGAGAUUAACUCCCGUCAUCCGGUGAUUUUGGGCCUGAGGAACAUCCUGAAGACAGCCAGCAGACAUGACAUCACCACGCUGACGAUACCGGCUCUCUUGCGCCACGAGAUGAGUGAGGACAUGACAGUGCAGUGGUGCAUCAGGCGCGCGGAGCUGGUCUUCAAAUGCGCCAAAGGAUUCAUGAUUGAAUCAGCGUCCUGGGGCGGCGCCGAGCUAAGCACUUUGCAAUUGUUACUGCCGGAUGACAUAUCGGAGAGCCUGUUCACCACGCUGGCGGGAAUGGUGCCCAGCGUGUUUCAUGUGGCCAAUCCGAAGAUACUGGUCGACACCAGCAGCAAGUCGUAGACUGCGUACGAGAGUACAUUCCUCGAAGAACAUUGAAGAAAAGACUACUUUAGUUUAUUUGUAUGAAUAUACAGUUUAUUCAGAUUCAGAGUUAUAUAUUUAUGUAUAUAUAUGUAUGUAUGUACCUAUAUAUGCUUCGGUAUUCGUCGCCACGCUCAAAAAGUUGUUUACUCGUAAAUUUAACACACUCAGAAUUCUUGUGUAAAUGUUCCUGUAUCAAUUUUUGUCAAUAAUUCAAUUGCAACCUUUUGUUUUUUGUUUCUCAAUUUCCAAACUACAACACUACUGCUCGUACAAUGUGUAAGUACAUAUGUGUGUAGGCAUAUAGUAUAUAUAUGCAGCUAUGUGUUAGGUAUAGGUAUCAUGUGUAUAUUACUUCCAAAUGGUUUUUAUCCUUUAUCUUUGGUUUCUUAGACCUCUCCCCAUCUAUCGCUGAUGCAUUGUCUGCCCGUGUGUGUUGUGUGUGUGUAAGUCUGUUCGGUUAUCUUUAAUGAUUAUUAUAAUACGGUGUUUCACUGAAUAACUCUGUUCUGUAACUUGUAAAUAUGCAUUUUUGAAAUAUAUAUGUAUAUAUAUAUAAUAUGUAUUUAUAUCUAAACAACUGUGUUCUGCGGUAUAUUACUAUAUUUGAAGGUUCUUCGUUAACAAUUAAUUAGGUUUCCAUCGUCAAUGCUGUGUUCUGUUGUGUGUUCGCUGUUUAACUUUUGUGGUUUAUUUGGUGUUUAGCCAAGUACGUUGUCUGCGGUGUGUAUCGUUAUUAUUUCGCUGCUUUGCAGUAAUGGGAGUAGAGGCUCAGAAAAUAGUAUUCCAUAGAGGGUAUUCCAUAAUGCGUAUUUUGUUUGUUCGUUCGGCUUACGAGGGGUUUGGUUUACAUAAAAUUAGUGACGAGUGUUUUAGGUACAGGAACGGACCGCAUUGAGUGUUUUUCUUUUGUCUGCGAGCGAAUAUCGCUUGGGUUGUGGGCUUCAAGGAAUUGACAUAAGCAGCAUAAAUCAUCAGUGUUUAAAUAAAUUACAUGGCUAUAGCCGUUUGCCGUUUGCUUAUAGAUGAGCAUUGGAGCCCCACAAUCCUGGGGCUUGAUACAGCGUAAAUUAUAUUAAACUCGAACUAUAAUUUAUUGCUUCUGUUUGUUAAUUUUAAUAAAUACUUUAAAAUUACAUCCUGAGCACAGGGCUGUGCUCCGCCAGUA
Molecule: messenger RNA, 2915 nt
Organism: Drosophila miranda
Lineage: Eukaryota; Metazoa; Arthropoda; Insecta; Diptera; Drosophilidae
Product: protein C12orf4 homolog
Exons: 3
Coding region: 110-1726 (538 amino acids)
Cellular component (GO): cytoplasm
Source: RefSeq, a predicted model, not a curated record